Messenger RNA from Solanum lycopersicum (tomato), 857 nucleotides. The record is from RefSeq and is a predicted model, not a curated record. Lineage: Eukaryota; Viridiplantae; Streptophyta; Magnoliopsida; Solanales; Solanaceae.
AUCUGUGGCAAAGCUUUGACCACCCGACACGCACAUUGUUACCAGGAAUGAAGCUUGGCUGGGACAAGAAAAGUGGCAUCAACCGAUCCAUGAGGUCCUGGAGGACAGAAGCUGAUCCAGCUCCAGGUGAUUAUUUAUUAAGGUUAGACUUGGGUGACUCAGGUCAGUUACCCCAACUACUUCUUGAGAAAAACCAGCAAAUACAAUCAAGAUGGGGUCCUUGGGAUGGAGAAAAAUUCAGUGGAGGUUAUGCCCUCAUGGAUAACCAGGCAUACAGACCAAUAUUUCAUUCCGAUACAGAUGCGGUUUACUUCACAUUCGAAGCCAAAAACGACUCCAGUUUGAUACUUUCACUGAAUCCAGAUGGGAAACUACAAUUCUGGAAAUGGAACAAUAAUUCUACCAGUUUCGGGGACGAAGUGAAGACACUCAAUAUGGCCGUAUGUGACCAGUAUAACACAUGUGGCCCUUAUGGAGUUUGUACCGAUGGAGAUCUCCCCUGCGGAUGUCCUGAUGGUUUCACAGCAGCCUCACCAGCAGAAUGGAACAAGAUGAAUUUUACGCAAGGAUGUAGAAGAAACACCUCACUUAACUAUACUGAUAAAGACGUAUUUGUCAAGAACACUGAACUGAAGUUGCCUGAUAAAGCUACUUACUGGGGAAUGUUGUACCCCCAGGACUGUGAACACAAGUGCUUACACGAAAGAUCGUGCACGGCCUAUACUAGUAUCAAUGGAACCAAAUGUGUCGUCUGGUUGACAGAUUUACUGGAUAUGAGACGUUCACAGAGAGCAGGGAACGACAUUUUUGUAAGGAUGGCAAAUGGAAAACCAGGUAAAAUGAUUGCUUACUUGUGA